This is a messenger RNA of Magnolia sinica, 2341 nucleotides long. Its product is annotated as L-type lectin-domain containing receptor kinase IV.2-like. Gene Ontology annotation, biological process: protein phosphorylation. Gene Ontology annotation, cellular component: plasma membrane. NCBI's taxonomy places the organism in Eukaryota, Viridiplantae, Streptophyta, Magnoliopsida, Magnoliales, Magnoliaceae. The record is from RefSeq and is a predicted model, not a curated record. The transcript has a single exon. Bases 173 to 2224 code for a protein of 683 amino acids. Gene Ontology annotation, molecular function: protein kinase activity; carbohydrate binding; ATP binding.
AGAUUAUAAAAUCACGAACCCAAUUUCCAUCUGUGGAAAAGCUUUCUUUCUUUAUCUUCUCCAUGGAAACAUCUCUCACUCACAGAAUCCUAGAGUCCCCUUUCAUAUUAUAAAAUCACAAACCCAAAUUCCAUCUAUAGAAAAGCUUUCGUUCCUUAUCCUUAUCUUCUCCAUGGAAAAAUCUCUCACUGUCAGAUUCCUACACUCUCUACUUUUCUUUCUUCCCAUGAAACUCUCAUACUCAGAUGAACAAAAAGACCAUUUCAUCUACAACGGCUUCCAUGAUGAUAACAUGAGCCUGAAUGGCAUUGCACUCAUCCACCCCGAUGGUCUCCUGCAGCUCACCAACGUGUCGUACCAACAGAUCGGCCGCGCUUUCUACCGAUAUCCAAUCGAAUUUGGAAACUCCUCAGACGGUAGGGAUCCUCUCUCUUCCUUCUCAUUCUCUACUUCUUUUGUUUUCUCAAUUUUGCCAGAGGAGCAUCGAAAAAACAGCGGUCAUGGACUCGCCUUUACAAUCUCACCAUCCAUGGAUUUUCCGGAAGCCAUGGAGACCCAGUAUCUGGGACUCUUCAAUAUUUCAAACGAUGGAAAAUCAUCAAAUCAUGUGUUCGCGGUUGAGCUAGACACCAUGAGGAGCGUUGAAUUUGGUGAUGUCGAUCACAACCAUGUGGGCAUCGAUGUAAAUAGCCUGAGAUCGAUCGAAUCGGCUCCUGCAGCCUACUAUGAUAACAAAGAUGGAAAGAACAAGAGCUUAGAUCUUUUAAGUGGAGAUGCCAUGCAAGUUUGGAUUGAUUUUAAUGGGGUAGAGAAUCAGCUCAAUGUAACAAUAUCUCCUUUACACACACGCAAACCCAACAUCCCACUUCUAUCAUGCAACGUUAAUCUUUCUUCAAUUUUCAUGAAUUCCAUGCACGUUGGUUUCUCAUCGGCGACUGGUGCGGUCGCUUCAUCCCAUUAUAUCCUAGGCUGGAGUUUCAAGCUAAAUGGCCAAGCGGAAGAGAUCGAUAUUUCACGCCUUCCACCCAUUCCAGGACGAAGAGAAUCUGGAGUAAAUCGAAGUUUGCAAAUUGGAUUGUCCUUGGCUGCGGUAGUUCUUUCAUUGAUGGUCAUAUCAGGAAGCAUAUAUGUCAUGAGAAGGAAGAAAUACGAAGAAAUACGUGAAGAUUGGGAGCAAGAAUACGGUCCACAUAGGUUCUCUUUCAAGGAUCUAUCAAUCGCUACCAAAGACUUUAGUGACAAGAAGCUUCUUGGUGUGGGAGGAUUUGGGAGAGUGUACCAAGGAGUCUUAAGGGCAUCGGAUGUACAAGUUGCCGUGAAGCGGGUCUCCCACGAUUCAAAACAAGGGAUGAAGGAGUUUGUAGCCGAGAUCACAAGCAUCGGAAGGCUCAGACACAGGAACUUGGUGCAAUUACUUGGGUAUUGCCGGCGGAAGGGGGAGCUCCUCUUGGUCUAUGAUUUCAUGCCUAAUGGAAGCUUGGACAAGUUCUUAUUCACCGACGAAAACCCAGCUCUCGACUGGCAUCGACGUUUUAGGAUCCUCCAAGGUGUAGCAUAUGGGCUUCUAUAUCUUCAUGAAGAAUGGGAGCAAGUCGUCGUGCAUAGAGAUGUCAAGGCUAGUAAUGUUUUAUUAGAUGCAGAUUUGAAUGGACGGUUGGGAGACUUCGGCCUCGCUCGAUUAUAUGAUCAUGGGACUAAUCCUCAGACCACACAUGUGGUUGGGACAUUUGGUUAUCUUGCACCUGAGAUGACAAGAACCGGCAAGGCGACCACACAUACUGAUGUGUUUGCAUUCGGUGCUCUUAUGCUUGAGGUUGCUUGUGGGAGGCGGCCUAUCGAGCCACGGGCGUCGACCGAGAAGGUCAUCUUGGUGGAAUGGGUGUGGGAUUGCUGGAGGAGAGGGGCGAUUAUAGAGGCAGCGGAUCCGAAAUUGGGUAAUGAUUAUGUGGUGGAUGAGCUGGAGUUGGUGCUGAAGCUUGGUUUGCUUUGCUCGCACUUAGUACCGGCAGUUAGGCCGAGCAUGCGGCACGUAACACAGUUCUUGGAUGGCAAUCUUCAUCUGCCUGAUCUCCCUUCGGACGGCUUGGAUCCUUCUGUUCUUGAUGUGGAGCAGGGGCCCAAUGAAGGUUUUGAUGAACUCUGCAUGUCAUAUCCUUCUUCUUUGGAGGGAGGGCUAUUAAACUCAUCGUCGGUCACGGAGUCUGUCCUUUCUGGAGGCCGUUGAAUUUAUAAAAGCAUUUGUAUAAACUGUAAUGCAGUAUUGUAGAAUGACUGUAAUUCUAGUUUUGUUUCAGCUCAUCUGGUUAUGGAAUCAGAGCUCCCCAGCUGAUUUUCUUUUUUC